AUGUAUCACUGGAUAAGCUCUAAAAAUUUGCCUUUCUCACUAGAAGAAAUUAGAAGAACUGUUGAUUCAUGUAUAUGCUGCAGUGAAGCAAAACCUCGUUUCUAUAGAUCUGAAGGACACUUAAUUAAAGCAACUGCACCUUUUGAAAGACUAAAUCUAGAUUUCAAAGGUCCUUUGUCUACGGCUUCCAGAAACCGUUUCCUUCUUACUAUAGUGGACGAGUUUUCAAGAUUGCCUCCAGUUUGCAAUACCUUGUUUGUGUUUGCAAUACCUUGCCCUGAUAUGUUAUCUGCUACUGUUAUUGCUCACCUGAAAAAUAUUUUCUCAAUUUUGAGGAUGCCAGCCUACAUACAUUCUGAUAGAGGAUCUUCAUUUAUUUUCGUGAAUUAA
Messenger RNA from Stegodyphus dumicola, 390 nucleotides. RefSeq lists its product as uncharacterized. The record is from RefSeq and is a predicted model, not a curated record. Lineage: Eukaryota; Metazoa; Arthropoda; Arachnida; Araneae; Eresidae.